Molecule: messenger RNA, 351 nt
Organism: Emiliania huxleyi CCMP1516
Lineage: Eukaryota; Haptophyta; Isochrysidales; Noelaerhabdaceae
Exons: 1
Source: RefSeq, a predicted model, not a curated record
GUACCGGACGGCGUGAUUGCGCUCGAGGGCAAUGCCUUCCGCGACUGCUCCGCCCUCACCGCCGUCACGCUACCGGACAGCCUCACCAAGAUCGGCGGCAGCGCCUUUUCCGGCUGCUCUGCCCUCACCGCCGUCACGCUGCCGGACAGCCUCACCAAGAUCGGCGGCGGCGCCUUCUGCGGCCUCACCACCGUCACGCUGCCGGACAGCCUCACCUCGAUCGGCGACCAAGCCUUCGACGGCUGCGACUCCCUCACCGCCGUCACGCUGCCGGGCAGCCUCACCUCGAUCGGCCGCUGCGCCUUCUACUGCUGCUCCGCCCUCACCGCCGUCACGCUGCCGGAUAGCCUC